ACACUGGAAGCCGGAUCCCCCACGCCGCCGGCCAAGGGGUGCCGUCCCGUCUCUCUCUGCCGAUCCGUCGCUUGUCCGCAAGCGAAAUCCGCCGAGAACUCUGGUUUCCCCUUUCCUCUCUGCUCCUGCCGCCUGCCGCAUCGCCCCGACGGGUCCCAGCCAGAGGCGCAGUCCGCCUCCCUCUCCGGCGAGAUUGUUCCAGCCAGCACCGAGGUCUUGAAUUAUGGCCACCAUGUCAACACUGGCCACAGGCUUGUUGCCUGGAACUGUAAUCACCAAUGGUUUAACUCGCAGAAUUCAAGGCUCACAAUGUCAGAGAACUCAAGUUAACUGCAUCUCGUUUAAACGGGAAAUUUCUACUAAAGUAACAUCGAGGAGUGUAAGAUGCAAUGCUGCUCAAACCCAAAGUGUUCAGCGCAAAUCAUCAACUGCGACUGUCAAACGAUCUGAUCCAAAAGGGAAAACCCAAGCACCUAAACUGGACGAUGGAAGUGGUGGGUUUCCUCCAUUCCGUUUCGGCAAAGGAGGUGGGGGCGGUGGAGGGGGCGGUGGCGGCAGCAACUACUUUGGUGGAUUCCUUCUCUUCACCAUUGUGCUGCUCCUGGAUUACCUCAAGGAGUUUGAGAAGAACCUGCUUGCUCGAAGGCAGCGUGCUGGAGAUGAUACAGACGAUGCAGGCAACGGGCUGCUAGAUCAAUCAUCGUGAAUCUUAUUAGCAGUAGCUCCUAGCGUUUUGAUCUCUAUGAUUCUUCAAGGCUGCCCCUAGAACUGCAAUCAGAUAAGGUGUCUUGUUUACGGUAUCCAUGUCCUGGGAAAAACAGGUUUCAUCAGUCAUCACCAUGAAGCCCAAAUCGCAGAACUGUAUUGGAGGUGCUGAAACUUCAUCCGACGUGGCUGUUGUGCUGGAAACAUAAGCGUGCCCCUAGUAUAAUCCAGCUAGGUUUUGCUUGCUGCCACACUUAAAUUCACUGAUCCACAGGUUUGAAAUGCUUGCCAUGGAUGUGCUUCAUGCAGAAUCAACAUAAUGGAAAUUAUAUUGUUCUUAUGCUACUGUCCAUUUGUUGCUGUUGGGGAAAACCAUUAUUGAGUGUUU
This is a messenger RNA of Brachypodium distachyon (stiff brome), 1093 nucleotides long. RefSeq lists its product as uncharacterized. NCBI's taxonomy places the organism in Eukaryota, Viridiplantae, Streptophyta, Magnoliopsida, Poales, Poaceae. The record is from RefSeq and is a predicted model, not a curated record. The transcript is spliced from 5 exons. Gene Ontology annotation, biological process: chloroplast organization; thylakoid membrane organization. Gene Ontology annotation, cellular component: chloroplast. The coding region runs from base 224 to 706 and encodes 160 amino acids.